Colletotrichum chrysophilum is the source of this 393-nucleotide messenger RNA. RefSeq lists its product as uncharacterized. The coding region runs from base 1 to 393 and encodes 130 amino acids. The record is from RefSeq and is a predicted model, not a curated record. NCBI's taxonomy places the organism in Eukaryota, Fungi, Ascomycota, Sordariomycetes, Glomerellales, Glomerellaceae. The transcript is spliced from 2 exons.
AUGUCCAUCAAGGAAACCCUCGAGUGUACUGCCUCCAGCUGGCUUAAAGACUUGGAAACCCGCUCCAUUGAAAACGUUGUGCCCAAAUGGACCGAAGAUAUUCACUGCGCAGUUCAUCCGGAUACGAACGGUUCCGCACCAAUGGCCGUGCAGCGAAUAUUUUCCAAGCACUUGAAGUCGUUCAAGAUCACCAUCAAUGAAAUGUUCACCGAUGUGGAGAAGAGGACGGUGACUAUGGUGUGCACCAGCAAGGGCGAAACGGCGGCUGGGUCGUACGGCACUGAUUGCCUGUUCGUGGUGACUAUGACGGAUGAUGGAAAUAAGAUUCAGAAGUUGGCUGAAUGGAUUGACUUUCAGAAAGGUCAAGGCGCACUCAGCAAGGCUGUGCACUAA